Messenger RNA from Guillardia theta CCMP2712, 3378 nucleotides. RefSeq lists its product as hypothetical. The coding region runs from base 1 to 3378 and encodes 1125 amino acids. Lineage: Eukaryota; Cryptophyceae; Pyrenomonadales; Geminigeraceae. The transcript has 13 exons. The record is from RefSeq and is a predicted model, not a curated record.
AUGCCCUCGCAGGCAUUGGAGGUUGGUAGGAGGGUGAAGGUUCUCUUCGACGAGACAGACUGGUAUAUCGGACAUAUACAAGAUUACGAUAAGGAAACUGAGCUAUACACGAUCUUCUUCGAGGAUGGGGAGCAGAUCUCGACCACAAUCCCCGCGCCAGAUGAUGAUAUCAGGAUAGUGCUGACAGAGGAGGAGAUGGAAGGGCUGUACAAAUGGUUUCCUGCAGCGGCCAAGAAGGUUCUCCAGGAGGUGCUCGACAAGAUGCAGGUGAAACCAGCAGCUCGACAGAGCCUGAGCGAGACUUUCUCGAGCAAGUGCAACGAAGUGAUCGAGAGCUUGAGGGCGGAUUCGACCCGGUGCAGCACCAAGGAAGAGUUUCUCAGCGUGACGUCGCAAGCGCUGCGCGAUGUGCUGCUGGAUCAGAAGUCGCUGAUGGCGGAAGCAGACUUCCAGUCGUUGGUGGCGGAGCUGGAGAAGUUGAUUGCAAGCACAGAUUUCAUCAAGAAAGCGCCGAGCGGCGGCAAGAACAAGCUUGUGCUGAGCCUCAAGCAGAAGAAAGUCACAGAGGCUUCGCAGAUGGAUGUCUCGCAGUCUCCCUCACAGCUCAUGGUCAGCGAUGUGGUGAAAGAAGAAAGUGCCGGUAAAGAAACGCCCACUCGACCUGGAGGGGUAGCGGGCAAGAAAGGCGAGCUGUGCGAGGCGUUCGCGGAGGGCGAGUGGUGGCUGGCCAAGAUCAUCCGAUGCAAGCAGGGAAAAGCUUUGGUACGGUUUGAAGGAGCAGGGCAGGAGGAGGACUGCUGGUACGACCUGAACGGGGAGUACAUCCGUCCUCGGCAGGAGGAGGAGGAAUUCAUCUUUCAUGAGGAGGUUGAAGACGAAACGUCGUCCACUCCUGCCAAGGAAACGCCCAAGAACGAGACGAAGCCGAAGAUAUCCAAAACUCCACCCGAGAAGGCUGGAGAGGAUGUUGCGAACGAGGUGGAAUGGCUGCCAGGCGAUCGCUGUCGCGUGUGGGAGGAGGGCGAAUUCGAUGAAGGGACUGUGGUGAAAGUUAGGAACAAGACUGUCUUAGUUCGUAAGGACUCUUCCAAGUCAGAGAUAUGGCAUGUUAAGAAUUCUAACACAAUCCAAGCUCUGCCAGAACAACCACAGGCAAGCAGCAAGCAGAAAGUUGCUGUUGAUAAGAGCACCCCCGGUAAAUCGAAGAAUGCAGGGCAGCGCAAGAGCAAGGGCGCUACUCCCUCUAAGGAUGCAGUGAAAGAUGUACAGGCUGCGUCGUCGAAAGAGAUCGAGCUGGGGGUGCAAGAGACGUUCGACGCAGAUUCGAAGCAGAACGAGAAGGCAGGCAACAAUGCUUUCAGUAAAGGAGAUCUGUGCGAGGCGUUCGCGGAGGGCGAGUGGUGGCUGGCCAAGAUCAUCCGAUGCAAGCAGGGAAGAGCUUUGAUACGGUUUGAAGGAGCAGGGCAGGAGGAGGACUGCUGGUACGACCUGAACGGGGAGUACAUCCGUCCUCGGCAGGAGGAGGGGGAAGAGAUUGAAAUUGAAAGUCCAGAAGUCAACGAGGUUCCAGAGGAGGCGACGACUGGAAAGCAUAAGAAGAGCAAGAAAGGCAAGGACGUCUCCGCUGAGAUUGUCUACAUGGAAGAGGAGAUCGAGUCCAAGGAGGUGGGCUCGAGUAGCAAGGCCAAGAACCGACGGAGCUUGAGAUCAUCGCUCGGUGGUGGGGAAGGUGAAGCAGCACCCGAGGCUGAGCAAGCGAAGAAGAACGAGAGGAAGAGCUCCAAGAAAGGAGAGAAGGAGACCGUGGAGGAAGCCCCUGAGGCACCUGGUGAAGAGCCGAAGACGACUGAGGCGAAAGAUGCUGGAAAGCGGUCGAAGAGAAAGCGCAACAGCGACAUCCUUGAGGAGGCGAAGCAGGACAACGACGUGGACAUGACGAUCAAGGCCACGAACGAGAUCAACACGUUCGUCACUGAAUACAACGAUGAGCUGCAGAAGCUACAAGGCAUUUACAAGAAAUUCAAGGAUAGCGUGGGACGUGACGACAUUGAAAGGUUGACAGCAGAGAUUCACUCAGUUCAUCUUCGAUUCCAUGCGAGAUCCAUCGGACAGUCCAUCGCGGGGAUCUUCCGCCUCCAUGGCGUGAAAUGCAACUCGUGCGGUGCCAAAACUCCGGGGAAGAAGCCCAUGGACGCCUGGAAGCAAGCUUACACGCAGUGCAGCCGGUGCGGGGAGCUGCACGCGAAGAAAAGGUACUGCAGCGUGUGCGACAAGGUCCUCAAGGAGAUCGAGACUGAAGAUCAGAUCCUCAAGUGCUCCGUCUGCGACCUCUGGGUCCACGGGAGAUGCGACGACCUUGAUGAGCUCUCGCUCGUGGGCAUGAACCUGCUGAGCUCGGAGCACUAUGUCUGCCCCAAGCAUCGGCGAAGCCCGUCGGUAGCAUGCAGCAUCGGGGAGUACCGCUGCAUUACCAUGCACACCGACUACUCGGGCAACAUACUGCAGGCCACGCGCGUGUUCGGGGUCAGGACGAUCGCUGGCGGCUCGAUCGCGCUGGGGCUGCAGGUGGAGGGAGGGCUGGUGUGGUACCCCCAGCGAGCCAGCGCGGAAUCGAAGGAGGCGAAGCUGAUGAAGGACCUGCUCUUCCGCUUCUUCUCUACCGACCAGAACCUGAACCUGGUCAUCCACCCGGACAUGCCUGACGCAAAAGCCAAGGCGAAGCGAUGGGGAGAGAUCGUUCGCGUGUCCGGGGGAGCAGAUGCUCCUCUAAAGAUUGGGCAAGUAGCCAUGCACGAGCCUUGUCCGACGUACGUCGAGGCCAUUACGGGAGUUCGAAAGCUUCCGAGCGAUCUCUUUCCUGCCUCAGGUGGGUCCUUCAUGUCGGACAUCUACGUGGAGGUCAAACGUGGAGGACUUCAAGUCUGGACCAGACUGCCUCCCAGGAACACGACCAUGCAUGCUCUGCUCGCCUCCUUCCUCCUCACCUCAGUUGGGAUCAUCUCGAUUUUCCUCCCCAUCAACGUCAGAGAAACUUUCCUCAAGCAGGUACGCGCUGCUUGCUGUCGAUCUCAAGAGCUGAUGGCAAGGGAUGUGAAGGCGAAUCUGUGGGACUCGUACAUGGAGGGGCUCGGUGACACGGCAGGAAAAGAUACCUCGAGUAAUUUGACGGCUCGGGCGAUCAACUCGGAUGGGUCUGCACUUUCCUCGAGCAAGUUUGACGUCACAGAGCUCAAGGACGAUGACUCGGUCCCGAACGUGGGGGUCGUUGGCUGUACCAUCAUGCAGGAUGGAGCUCCUGGCGUCGUCGUAGAUCAGAGGUACGAAGAUGGGGAGACGGUCGAGCUUUCGACAGAAGUUGUGAUGGAACUUAUCAUCUGA